Molecule: messenger RNA, 1618 nt
Organism: Drosophila ficusphila
Lineage: Eukaryota; Metazoa; Arthropoda; Insecta; Diptera; Drosophilidae
Gene: Seipin
Product: seipin
Exons: 3
Coding region: 238-1350 (370 amino acids)
Biological process (GO): lipid droplet organization; lipid storage
Cellular component (GO): endoplasmic reticulum membrane
Source: RefSeq, a predicted model, not a curated record
AUCAUUCUGAAAAUAAAAUCAUUUUAGCACUGACCUUUGCUCGAUGAGCCGGUACAGCGUCUGGAAUCGCCGUCGAAAUCGAAAUGCUAUAUGUGAAUCAGCCGAUAAAGCCGUAGAACUAUGCAAAUCUUCAGAAAUCGUGAAUCGAUAAGCAAUCGGCGCUGAUAGCACAUAAACAGAGUAAUUGACGGACUUAAAUGCUACUCGUUCCAGUUGCACUUGGUGUCCCACUCCGCCAUGAACUUCCUGCUGCGAUUUUUUGUCUUCUGCCUGGAUCCUCUUGGCCUAGGGCGCCGAUUUCUUAUCCGACCGGUCUUGAAUCUCGGCUGGAACGUAUACGAUCGCGUCCGGAGCAAGGCCGAUGAGAAGGUGGGCACGGUGCGCGAACUGGUUCUCCGGUUGGGACUCAUCGCCUUCGCCGUGGUGCUCAUCAUCUGGCUGGCGGUCUUCAUGUACGCCGCCUUUUACUACAUCUACAUGCCGGCCAUAUCACACACCCGACCAGUACACAUGCAGUUCAAAACCUGUCUUGAGACCAGCACGCCCUGCACCUUUCCCCAUGCCCACGUCUCGCUGACGAAGAAGCAACAGCUCCUGAUGGUUGGCCAGGCUUACAAGGUAAUUGUUAACAUCGAUAUGCCGGAGUCUCCGCAGAACCUUGAGCUGGGCAUGUUUAUGGUCUGCGCUGAAAUGAGAGACUACGACUCGAUGCUGAGGGGUCACUCCUGCCGAUCGGCAAUGAUGCGAUACCGAUCACCUUUGAUCCGCAUGAUUUCCACUUGGGCCUUAAGCCCACUAUACGUGCUUGGUUGGAAGGAGGAGUUCCAGCAUGUCCCGGUAGAGAUUUUUUCACGUUACCUGGAGGAGCGACAGCACCCAAUCACAGAUGUCUACGUGGAGAUACAGUCACAGAAGAUCCAGUUCUACACGGUUACUCUGCACAUUGUGGCCGAUUUUACCGGUCUGCGGUACAUUAUGUUCAACUGGCCCGUGCUGUCGGCCAUAGUGGCCAUUAGCACCAAUCUAUUCUUUAUACUGGUCGUCUUUCUGCUCAGCUGGUACCACUGGUCCGACGCCAGCUGGCUGCACAGCCUGCAAAUCAAAUAUGCCCGGCUCACGAAAUCGCUUGAACCCGGCGUAGUCCGCUCCAAGACGAGCAGCCUGCGGGACGACGACGACGACUUGGUUGCUUUAGGUGAUAAGUCCGAUAUUGUAGACGUGGGCGGGGACACAAUUAGCGACGCAGAUGCCGAUGAUUUGGUGUUGAUUAGGAAACCAGGCGGUGGCAAGACGGAUUCAAAGGAUGCACUGCGUAAGCGACAUCCGAAAAAGACCACUGCAGACCACUAAAAUCAGCAGGGACUCAGAUAAGAAAGGGAAGGAAGGAAUCACCACCGAAGACGAAACCACCGCCCAUGCGACGCUUGAGCCAAAGACUAAAUAUAUUUAAGGACUAAGUUAGUUAACACAGUUGCUAAAUGAAUUCAUUCCAUAUAUGUUGAGGAUGCCAGGGGUCUUCUUUUCCAGUGGAAAAAAGCUUUGCUUGGAUGAUCAUAAAUAUGUUAUUUUAAAAAUUGUUUAACUUUUUGAAAAAAAAAAAAAAAUUUUUAUAUUUGAA